Molecule: messenger RNA, 1016 nt
Organism: Neocloeon triangulifer
Lineage: Eukaryota; Metazoa; Arthropoda; Insecta; Ephemeroptera; Baetidae
Exons: 6
Coding region: 262-870 (202 amino acids)
Source: RefSeq, a predicted model, not a curated record
UAUUCGACUGAAAGACCAGAAAGACAAAAAAAGCGAAGCAAAUAAGCAAAACAUAAAAUUGGCGACCGACCAAAAACUAAAACACAAAGGCGCAUAAAAGCUUUGAAUCUUUGUCGAGUUGGUGAUAAUUGUUGGUGCCGACGUUGUUACAGACGAGAGACGACGGUCAAACUCAUAAUUAUUUCAUCAACAACAUUGCUGCAAAUCGAAGUCUCUCUUCACUUGAACGUAAAUUGAGUAUUUUCCGUGUUUUGCAAUGUCAUGAUAAUACAGUUAAUAUUUUCAUUUAACUUCUCGUCCGUAGAGUGGAUCGAAGACAUGGACUCGCAAAAUGAUACAUCGAGCCUUGCGUCGUCGACCAAUCGUCUCCUUCAGCAGGAGGGAUUCAAGUUGGAAAUCGCUGGCAAAAUUGAAGAAAUGACCAUGACCCUAUUGAACACCUUGGACAGAGAGUGCCAGCAAAAAUUGGUUUUCCAUGAGACUAUGCUGGAUGAAUUGGAAGCCAAAACCAACCAGAUCAUGAUACAUGUCUGCAAGCAGCAAAAGGGAAAACUAGCUGGCUUUUUGAACCAGCUGAAAGCUCAGUUGGAAGACAUGAAUGAAGAUAUGAAGGCCUUUGAACAGCAGCAAAGUCAAUUUGAGGAUUUGGUGAAAGGCUGCAAUUUUCUUUCACAUUCUGCCAUUCCCUUAAGUGAAACUGUCCCAGAACUAAAAAAGGCCAUCAAAACAGCCCACGAGGAGCUGAAAGCCGUGGAGGACCCACUUGCCUGUCAGGUAUCCCAAGUGCUGCAUGAAAUGCAGGAAGAAGUGGAUACAAAGAUUGCAGAAACCAAUGCUGCCAAUAUUCGUUUAUUGGUGUUGAGCAUUUAAAAUGUCUUCUCCGUCAAAAUAGAGAUUUGUAUGCCUGCAGUUUACUUUCUACUUAUGAGACCCGUGAAAAGGGAGUUCAUUUCUUUUGACCACUCACUCUGUUCAUAAUAAGAUUUAGCGGAAUAAAAUGUUUCAUUCGUUCAGGC